UGCAGCUGAGCCAAGAUGAAGGUCAUUGUUGUCCUUGCACUUUGUGUGACCCUGUUCCACCACGGAUACAGCAACAGCCUGGACUCGUGUCAGGGCCGCUGUGGUUAUGGAACAGACAAUAACUUCUCCUGUCAGUGUAACCCGUCCUGUGAGCGCUACGGAGACUGUUGUUCUGACUACGUAGAAACAUGCAAAGCUGGAGCCACGUCUUGUAAAGGCAGAUGUGGUGAGAAAUACAACUCUCAGAACGAGUGCCACUGCAACUCCAAGUGCGCGCAGUACAAAAACUGCUGCAGCGACUACGCAGACCUCUGUGAUGGUGACGCAGGUGGUGGUGGAAGUGGUGUGAUCACUGAUGCUGAGAUCAAGGCUAUCUCUGAGACGCUUUUUGUUCUGGACUCAAACAAGGCCUCAGCCUCAGAGUUGAUCAUUGACCCUCAGGUUCUGGUGCCCGACUCCGAGACCAGCGCCAAGGACGACCUUGCGUCUAAACCUUUGUUCCGAUUCGUGAAUGAGGAGGCUCUGUUCUCCAGACCCACCUAUGCUGCUUUCCUCGCCGUGCUGGACAACUACAACAGGAUGACUGGAACGGCGGAGGACUUCAGUCCUCAGCAGCUCGCUGAGCAGGAAGCCUUCGUCAAGGAGACCAUGUCCAACACUGAGCUGGGCAGAGAGCUGUUUGCUUUCUUCUACACCAAGGGCGUCUAUGCAUCAGAGGAAGAUUUCCUUUAUGACCUGAAGAUGAUGUGGUUCGGUCUGUACUCCCGCAACAACAACAAGAUGGACUCCAGCGGCUUUGAGCACAUCUUUGCAGGAGAGAUCAAGGGAGGGAAGGUGUCUGGUUUCCACAACUGGAUCCAGUUUUAUCUUCUGGAGAAAAGAGGAAAGCUGAACUAUUACAGCCACAGCUUCAAUGGGCCUUGGGUGAGCUAUCCUGAUGUCAUGGGGAUGCAGUUCAUGUGGGAGGGCUACUACAAGCAGGUUGGAUCUGCAGUCAUCGGCUGCAGCCCUGAAUUUGACUUUGCCCUAUACAGCCUCUGCUACAUCACUCGCCCUGGAAAACAGUGUCGUCUGAGCCUGGGAGGAAAGGAGCUCAUAAUCCAAACUUACACCUGGGACAAAACCCUCUACGGCGAUGGGAAGAAGUUCAUCGGAUCUGCUUUUCCUGCAACCCCCAGGAACUGAAGCCGUCCACCGCUGAAUGAGAAGCAACUCACGGAGGAGUCUGCUUGUGUGUCAUUACACUGUAAAUGCUUUGAAUAAUAACAUUUCCAAUGGAAGCCCUUUUAUCAGUGAGAGGCAUUCAUAAAUUCAAUUAAACUUUUCAGUUUAAAAGUUUGAAGAUAUGUGGUGUUAUAUCGC
Messenger RNA from Centropristis striata (black sea bass), 1362 nucleotides. It is a transcript of the gene endou, whose product is annotated as endonuclease, polyU-specific. Gene Ontology annotation, biological process: immune response. Bases 16 to 1185 code for a protein of 389 amino acids. The transcript is spliced from 9 exons. The record is from RefSeq and is a predicted model, not a curated record. Gene Ontology annotation, molecular function: RNA endonuclease activity; polysaccharide binding; scavenger receptor activity. NCBI's taxonomy places the organism in Eukaryota, Metazoa, Chordata, Actinopteri, Perciformes, Serranidae.